GAUUUUGAUUUCUUAUUGUAUUACAAAAGUGAAUAAUAAAACUGUAGAAAAUGAAUAUUUUCACUAAACAUAUUUUACAUGUUCAGCAAAUAAGUAUUUUGUAAACUUGUGUUACUACGAAGUCUUCUUCCACGACCGUAUCGUUAUCUUGUUUCUAAUCACGGCCGUCAUUGUGAUAACAGAGCAUGUGACCACGUGAGGUUGUCCAAUGUCGAAGCCCGAUUGCACCAAAUACAAGCUAUACAGACGAGUUACCGACUAUAAUAGUGUCUACCGAGUGCCCAGUGGAUUUUAAACGAGGAAGACGUGGACCAUAUUAAUUUAAUACAUUUUUAGUUUUUUAAUAUUAAGUUCGAAAACGGCGUGAUUGUGUGAGGCAAGUCAUCGUAGAUUAACGUUUAAAACGUUGACUUAGCUGAUAUCGACGUCGUCAAACGCCAAACGCAGCAGGCACAUACGUAUUGUACGUCGUACGCGCACAGUGCACACGCCAUAUACGCGCGCGCUCGGGCACGUUUUUAUUUCGUAUUGACGUUUUAAACAAUACACAGUUAUAAAUUACAAUAGAAUAACUUGAACGCUGCUCUGAUCGGUGUAUUAUCAAUUAAAAUAGUUCCUAAACAAAUAACGACGUCUCACCAACUGCUGCGGUGGAUUAUUUUUUUUCUCGGAUAAGUGCGCGAUCAGUUUUCCAUUGAUCCCGGACCUCGUUAGACGUCAAAUGCAUCGUCGAUCGCUGUUGUUCCAGCUACUACUGCAAUAAUUAUCGUCGUUGCUACUGCUGCUGCUACAUUCUGUUAAUUAAUUACUUGGUACAAGUCACCAAGUUAUUAUACCAUCUACUACUACUAGUUGCUACCAGUUACUACUACUAAUACUACUACUACUGCUACUAUUACUUUUAAUACUAUUAUGGUAUAGAGUAUACUACUCUUACUUCUGAGGGACAUAGUACGUUUUUCAAGUCUUUUAGGUUAGGUAAAUUAUCCUUCCUCAGGUGUUUGAGUAUUUCUUGUACCUGUAGUUGUUUUGUCGUAAAAAUUAUAUACCUAUCUAAUAUUUUAUACGUAAACACUUACGCAUAGAUACUAAUAAAGACAACCUUUAGCAAGUCUUAUCAUACCGCUUAGUUGUUUUAAAUUGGCAGUUAUGUAUUCAGAUAUGAUAGAGUCACCAUCAAAGGACUGUUUCUCCUUCAAUGAUCAGUCUUUAUCUUAUGAUAUGGCCGAGGUGAAUGAAAUUAGUAAUCAAACCAAUUUGGAUUAUAUUUUUGAUUCAUAUUAUUCAUCUGUAUCAAGUUAUAAUACUGGUUUUGAACUUCCAGAAGACUGUAAAAAUAUGAGUUUUUCAGAAUUAUUUGAUCAAGAAUUGUUUAGUACUCAUGUUUCAGAAAAUAAAGACUGUCAAAUCACAAUCAAAAUUGAAAAAGAAGAUUCGUUAAAUGAAUGUUAUUCUACCGACAAUUCUAUAGAUACUACUGGUAGUUCGAGUUUUGUCAAAUUAGAAGAAAAUAGUCCUUCCUCAUCAUUAUUAUCAAAAAGUUUUGCUCCAAAGAGAGGCAUUAAUAGAACUUCUAUAAAAACUAAGAGAACUUCUGAUGUUAAGCAUCUUAUUCAGAGUAAUCCUUUUUGCGAAACAGAAGAUGUUAAUAAUCAAAUAAUUGGGAAAAUUAACUCAUCUAUUGUAAAAUGUGAAGUUGAAGAUGUCAAUGACAAUGUUGAUGAAGACUUGCUUGAAGUAAAUCCAUAUUAUCCUUAUGAUAUUUUUCAAAAUAAUACAGAUUUUGAAAAAAGUGAAGAAAAUAUUGUUUCAUCUUUGUCAUUACAAAGUUCUACCCCAAAAAGUCAAAGCAAUAAUAGAAUUUCUAUUAAUACUCCAGAUAAUUGUGUUAAACAUCUUAACAACCCUUUUUAUGAACCAAAAGAUCUUGGCAAUAAUCAAAUUCCAGUUCAAGUUCAAACACCAAUUAUUAAAUGUGAACCUAAAGAUGAAAUUGACAUUGAAGAACCCAUUUUUGAAGAAAUUAAUGUAAACCCUAAUUAUUCUGCUGAUGAUUUAAAAAAUACAUUUAAUAGUCACAAUGCGGUGAAAGUGAAAAAUAAUGUCAGUAAAUAUGGUUCACAGAGUGCAUUAAAUAGAUAUAAAAUAGUACAACUUUCAGAUAGUAUUAGUCCUUAUUCGUUACAAAAUUCUACUCUUAAGCAUGGACGAAUCAACAAAAUGUCUAUUAAAACUCCUGAAAAUUGUAAUAUUAAACAAUUUAAUAAUUCUUUUUGUGAAUCAAAAGUUUUAGAUGAUGAUAAAAUUCCAGUUAAAGUUCAAUCAUUAACUUUAAAAUACAAACCUAUAGACAAUAACAACAGUUUUGAAGAAACAAAUGUAAGCUUUCAUUAUUCUGCUGAUGAUUCACUAACUUCAACAAAUAGUCAGAACAUGGUAAAAGUGAAAAAUAAUGUCAGUAAAUAUGGUUCAGAAAGUUCAAGUAAUAGUCUUAAUAUGGGUAAAGUUAUUGAUAGUUUUUCUCCUUUAUUAUUAAAAAAAUCUACUCCAAAAUAUCAGGGUGUUCCUAAAGUAUCUUUAAAAACAAUAAAUGGUAUUAAGCACCCCAUAUACAGCACAUCAAGACAUUUAAAUACUAAUCAAAUGUCUGUUAAAGUUCAACCCCCAACUGUGAAAUUGGAAACUGAAAACGUCAAUAACUCAAUUGAAAAACCCAUUGCUAAAAAUGAAGUGAAAUUAUGUUAUUCUGCUGGUCACAAUUUAAUAAAAGGUGAAGAUAAAGUAUCAUCUUUAUUAUUAAUAGAUUCUACUUCUAAGCGUCAAGUUAACAAUAAAAAGUCUAUAAAAGUUACUGAAAAUUGUGAAGUUAAACACACUGUACCUAACCUUCAUUGUGAACCAAAAAAAAUUAGUAAUGAUCAAAAUUCAUUGAAACCCACAAUGCUCACUAUUAAAUGUGAACCUGAAGAUUUCAAUACUAGUGAGGAAAAUAUUAAAAUGGAAAUAAAUCCAUACUACUCUUCUAAUGGUUUACAAAGAACUGUCGAAAGCCAUAGCUUGGCCAAAAAUGAUAAAAUUGUUUUACCUUCAUCAAAAAGUUUUGUUUCACAUCAUCAAGAUACUAACAAUAGCUCUAUAAAAACGAAUAACAAUUCUGAUAACAAAAAUUUUGUAAUACACAAACCAAAAGAUCUAGGUAAUUUAACUUCUGUGAAAGGUAAAAUGCCCAUUAUGGAAUGUGAACCUGAAAAUAAUAGCACCAUUCAACCAAACAUUAUUGAGAUUAAUAUAAAACCUGAAAAAAAUACAAAAUCUGUCAAUCCAAAUGAAAUUUAUUCUGUUGCUUCAUUUGCUGGAAAUGCAGAAAAUCAAGAAGUGAUCAUAAAAAACACAGAAACUAUUGUAUCUUCUAUAAAAACCGAGGAUAUAGAUACUCAAACCGAUAAAAAAAAAAUUUCUUGGGAAGAAUUUAGAGCUAAAAGAGGGUUAAACAAUUCAAAAAUUAAAGAAGAGCCUACAACUGACAUUGUUACAACAGAUAAAAUAAAAGCAGUGAAGGAAGAGUUUGAUAGGACCACUGCUGAACAUUUCACUGGUCAAAAAAGAAAGAUAGAUGACAAAGAAGAAGAAACUAUUACUGCUAAAGAAAUAAACAAUGAAGAAGAAGAACUGCAGAAAAAGCGGAUGAAAAUUGAAUACAUCAAGAAACUUUUACCAUCAUCUUUUGCAUCAGAAAUAGCAAAGACCUCGAGUUUGAUGAAGGGGAGCUUAGUAGAAGAUAAUGAUAAUGAAAAUAAUUCUGAUGAUUCAACUUUGUCCAACGAUAAAACACAAGGGAAAUUAUUUAACACGUAUGAUAAGUCCCAAAAAAAAAGCUACCAAUCUAGAACGCAUUCAUCUCACCGUGUUUCAUCAAGGUCUGAUUAUAAUAAUAAAAGUAGCCGCUCAUCAUCAUCCAGUUCAGAUGAUUAUUAUAAUCGUAAUAGAACUGAUGCUCCAUCACAAGGAGCACAAUAUAGUCAAAAUGCACGAACUACUCUUCAAAGACCUAAAGAACAGAAAAGGGUGGUAUAUGUUGGUCAGAUACCAAUCAAACUUGGAAAACGUUACUUGUACAAUCGGUUCAAGGAAUUUGGUACAAUACAAUCUUUAACACUUCACAAAAAACCAGAUUUUCGUGUUUAUUAUGCAUUCGUAACAUAUUCUGAGAAUUCAGAAGCUGAUCGUGCUAUUAAUCAUGGAAAUGAUGAUGAAAGCCAAGUCCAAUUGGAUAUUAGAUUUGGUGAACGGAAACAAACUCAAACUCCUUAUUAUGAUUUAGAUGAUGAAUGGUUAACUGACUGGUAUGGGUACAAACAACCUUUAGCACCAGUAGUAAAGACAGAAGACAUAGAAAAAGUGUCUUUUGAAGAAGAAUUGCAAGAAUUUUAUAAGCUUUCUCAAAUCAAAAAGUUAAAUCAAAUUAAGUCUUCUCAAGCCUCUUGACAUAAAUUUUUUAUUUUAUUUCAUCUUAUAGUGUUGGAAUAAAAAUGUAAUAAUAAAUAUUGUUAUAAUUUUUCUCUUUUUAA
Aphis gossypii (cotton aphid) is the source of this 4568-nucleotide messenger RNA. RefSeq lists its product as uncharacterized. The coding region runs from base 1150 to 4485 and encodes 1111 amino acids. Gene Ontology annotation, molecular function: transcription factor binding; RNA binding. Gene Ontology annotation, cellular component: nucleus. The record is from RefSeq and is a predicted model, not a curated record. NCBI's taxonomy places the organism in Eukaryota, Metazoa, Arthropoda, Insecta, Hemiptera, Aphididae. Gene Ontology annotation, biological process: positive regulation of transcription by RNA polymerase II. The transcript has 14 exons.